CACAAGUGUAUCUAUGGAGGGCGUAAGGGUAUGCACAUCUGACAAUGUGGGGCUGUCAGUGUGGGGGGUGUGUAUGUCUAGAAGUGUGAGUUAGUCCAGAUGUGAAUCUGAGUGUGUAUCUCCAUAUGUCUGUGACUCUGUGUGUGUGUGUGUGUGUGUGUGUGUGCUUGCAAGGCCACAGGAGAGAGUGCAAGGCAUCCAUGUACAGUUGUGCUGACUGUGUACUGCACAACUCCAGGGGGCGCCAUUCAGGGAGCAGGCAAUGUGAAUGAUGCCGCCUGGAGUUGUACAGCUUGGUGGGAGGAUGCCUGUCAGGAAAUGAAUGUGCAGGUGGGGGCGUCUGUGUUGGGGGGUGAGCACACCCGUGGGUGGAGGUUUGUCUGGGAACAUGUGAGUCUGAGGGCAAUUGUGUCCCUGAGGGUAUGUGUGGAGCAUCUGAGAAUGUGACUGUGUGUCUGAAUGUAGGUCUGCGGGUGUGUUUCUGCGAUGGGGUGUGUGCGUGUGGAGCCGUGGGUGUGAGUGUGCGUAUUCCCUUAUAGAUUAGUCAGGGCACAUUUGUGUCUGAGGCCAUACGGGUAUCCAUGUUUGUUUACAAGUGUGUCUGUGGGUGUGUUGAGUGUGUCUGCAAGUGUGUCCAGUAUCUGGGUGUUUAUCCCUUAGUGUGUGCCUGCACUUCUGGUUGUGAGUCCGUAUUCUGGGAACGGGUGUCUAGAGGUAUUUGUGCCUCUGUGUGCUCAAUUUUAUACCUAGAAAUGUGUUGAACAACAGAAUUGUGACUGUGUGUGUGUGUGUUUGUGAGGUUAGCAUAGGACUGAAAGCAUUUGGGUGUCAGAGUGUGGUCAGGUCUGUCAAGUGUCUGACUGUAGUGGUGUGGAGUGGAAUUUGUGUCUGAUUGUGUGUUGGUGUGUGGAGCAUGUGGGUGUGUGUGCCUGUCGCUGGGUGUGUCCACGGUGGGGUGGGGGCCAUGCCCUCUGCCGGGUGUGUGUGCCUCCCUGCCCAUCCCUGGCAACCUGACCUGGGUCCUGCCUGAGGCCCGUGGGCUCCAGUGCCCCUUUAAUGCCCCCCCACCCCCAGCACCACCUGACAUUGCAUGCAGCCUGCCAGUGCUGCAGUGAGCACGCACACGCACACACACAGGCGAACACACGGAGCCCAGAGCCUCCGAAGCCUCCUCCCGGGACCCUCGCCCUGCACCUUCCCCCCAUGGGCAGGGGUCCCCGGCCACCUCCAGCCACUGUUGCUGCCGCAGUGGGGCCCAGCAGGGCCCACGGCAGGCGGACCAUGUAACCAGGGCUGCUGCCGGGAGCGCGGAGGGGAAGGGAGCCCCCCAGCCCUGCUGGGCCGGCCCGGGCCCCUCCGCGGCUCCCCCUUCCACUGCCCAGCACCCCGCCCCCUGCCACAAUAGCUGCUAACCCCGGGACUCCCCAAGCCCAGCCUCUGUGUGCGGCAGCCCUGAGCGGGGCCAAGACUCCACGAUGCCCUUGGUGGAUUUCUUCUGCGAGACCUGCUCCAAGCCGUGGCUGGUGGGCUGGUGGGACCAGUUCAAGAGGAUGCUAAACCGUGAACUCACACACCUGUCAGAGAUGAGCAGGUCAGGAAACCAGGUCUCUGAGUACAUCUCCACCACAUUCCUGGACAAGCGGAAUGAAGUGGAGAUCCCAUCACCCACGAUCAAAGAUCGGGAAAAACAGCAAGCGCCACGGCAGAGACCUUGCCAGCAGCCCCCGGCCCCUGGGCCACAGCUUCAGCCCAUGUCUCAGAUAACGGGAGUGAAGAAGCUGAUGCAUAGCAGCAGCCUCAACGAUUCCAGCAUCCCCCGCUUUGGUGUGAAGACUGAUCAAGAGGAACUCCUAGCCCAAGAACUGGAAAACCUGAACAAGUGGGGCCUGAACAUCUUUCGCGUGUCAGAUUACGCUGGGGGCCGUUCCCUCAGCUGCAUCAUGUACACAAUAUUCCAGGAGCGGGACCUGCUGAAGAAGUUCCGCAUCCCGGUGGACACUAUGGUGACAUACAUGCUGACCCUAGAGGACCACUACCACCCAGAUGUGGCUUACCACAACAGCCUGCACGCAGCCGACGUGCUGCAGUCCACCCAUGUGCUGCUGGCCACACCUGCGUUGGAUGCCGUGUUUACGGACCUGGAGAUUCUCGCUGCCCUCUUCGCGGCUGCCAUCCACGACGUGGACCACCCUGGAGUCUCCAAUCAGUUCCUCAUAAACACCAAUUCAGAACUGGCGCUCAUGUACAACGACGAGUCGGUGCUGGAAAAUCACCACCUGGCCGUGGGCUUCAAGCUGCUGCAGGAAGACAACUGUGACAUCUUCCAGAACCUCGGCAAGCGCCAGCGGCAGAGCCUGCGCAAGAUGGUCAUCGACAUGGUGCUGGCCACGGAUAUGUCCAAGCACAUGACCCUCCUGGCUGACCUGAAGACCAUGGUGGAGACUAAGAAAGUGACCAGCUCGGGGGUCCUCUUGCUGGAUAACUAUUCCGACCGCAUCCAGGUUCUACGGAACAUGGUGCACUGCGCAGACCUUAGCAACCCCACCAAGCCGCUGGAGCUUUACCGCCAGUGGACCGACCGCAUCAUGGCCGAGUUCUUCCAGCAGGGCGACCGCGAACGUGAGCGAGGCAUGGAGAUCAGUCCCAUGUGCGACAAGCACACAGCCUCAGUGGAGAAGUCUCAGGUGGGUUUCAUUGACUAUAUCGUACACCCGCUGUGGGAGACGUGGGCUGACUUGGUCCACCCAGAUGCCCAAGAGAUCCUGGACACUCUGGAAGACAACCGGGACUGGUACUACAGCGCCAUUCGGCAGAGCCCCUCGCCACCCCCCGAGGAGGAGCCUGGGGGACCGGGCCACCCCCCACCACCUGAUAAGUUCCAGUUCGAGCUGACGCUGGACGAGGAAGAGGAGGAGGAGGUGAGCACUGCCCCGGGUGCGGUUGCAGUUCAGGAAUUGUACAUGGCCCAGGAUGCCUCCCCACCUGAAGACCCUUUGGAGGUUGACGGCCAGGAUCCAUCUGCGGAGGUGGAGAUAGAGGAAAUGUACUUGACCCGGCAAGUGGACUCCACAGGUAGUGUGGCAGCUGGCCAGGAUGUGUCUAUGCCCCGAGGCGCGUCCGUGGAUGUCUGUGUGGGCUGCUGCAACAUCCCUGCCCUGUCUCCUAAUAGCCUUGCUCCGCUUGCCUUGAGGACACCGCCCCCUCCAGAGGACGACCCGGGCCUUCUGGGCCUCCCCUCCGUGGCAGCCGAGGUGGGGGCCCAAAAAGAGCAUCAGGCUGCCAAGAGGGCAUGCUGUGCCUGCACGGGGACAGCCGGCGAGGAUCCCACUCCUGGAGCGCUUCCAGCUCCCGGAGCUUGGGGGUCAGCUGGUGGCCCUACCUGAGCGUCAACCCCUGUACCCGGUUGGCCUCCGUGCCACCCGCCACCGCCACCAUCACCCCCUGACCUCCUCCACUGCCUCAAAGACUCUUGGGCCUCCUGAGAAAAAAGAAAACAGAAAAGUGGGGUUUUUUUCUCUUUUCUUUUUUUCCUCUUUCCCCCCCACCCCCACCCAGGGGCCUCUUUUUGGAGGUGGGGGCUGGGGAACCAGGGGCUGAGGUCCCGGAAGUGAUUUUAUUUUUGGAAUUUUAAUUGUUACAUUUUUAGAAAAAGAAAAAAAAAAAAAAAAAAAAGGAUGAAACACAGCAACUGUAGACGCUCCUGUUCCCGGCUCCCCUUGUCCAGGUCCAACCACCCCACUACCGACCCUACCUCUCCAGCCCCGCCACCCUCACCACCAUCGCCCAGGUUCCAGGCUUAGUCUUCCGGCCUCUUGGGGCUCUUUGCCUGGUGUAGAAUCUCCCUCCAGACUUCUGAAUUUGGGGAGGGUCUCUAGAACCCAGCCAGGAAUAGCCAUUCUGGGUGGGGGCCCUAGGGGUGGGGACGGGUCAUCCACUGUAGGGGGGGCCCCAGCUCCAGUCCUACUCUGGCUUUCUGCCCUCCCCUCCCCAGAAGUCUUCCGCCUCAUUUUGCACAAACCUGGCAAUACUGACUCGAGGGAGCCAUGGGGCUUCAGGAGGCAAGGGGAGGGUGUCAGAGGGACGUUCACACCACCACCCUGGGAUCUGAGGUUUGAGGAGGGCCUGAUCCCACUCCCCUCUCCACCUGUCACCCCUUUCCUCUUCCACUCCGGGUUUCAGUUUGAAUUUUCUCCGUUUGGAGAGGGGGGAUGAUUUGGAGCCGCCCCCCUUCCUUCCAGCUGCUUCUCCUCUUGUUUCUGCCUUAAUGAUUCCCACGGCCAUAGGAGAGGGGGUUGCAGUGGCUCCCACUUGCACCUCAAGUGGGGCGGGGCCAGGCCCAGAGUUCCCGUCCUGGGUAUGCCCCUCCCCAGCAUCCUCCUGCCCUCCCCCAACUCUUUGCCCUAGGAGGAAGCAAUAACGGUGUACACCCACAUCCCCUUUCUGGGCAGCCCACCCUACCCUGGCAUCAGAGUCAUUUCUCCUUUCAUCCCCCACCUUGCCAAGCCUCCCCGUCUUCCCCUAGCUGUUCCCUGGAGCAAUACAACGGACAGAUGCAAGGCCAUUUUUCUUCAAGCCAUGGGGGGACUAUUUGGAAGGAAAGACCCCCACAUCCCCCAUCCGCUCUGCCCCUCAGCUUGGUUCUGCAGCUGGGCAGGACCAGCCUCUCUCAUCUUCCUCCCCUCCGAUUCUGAGCACACGGUACUGUAGCCCCCAGCUCCCCCCAGCCUUCCAUCUGUCUGUCCUUCCCUGUGGGGAGUACCACCCAUUCCCACCCUCAAGAUGCUGUACAGGGUUCAUUUUUGUAGCGAAAGUAGUUUCAGUCCCAGCCGGCGACCGGAGGGGGCCUUUUCUUUUGGUUCUCUUUCUUUCUCUUCUUCUUCUUUUUUUUUUUUUUUUGUACAUACUGUAAGGUUGGUUUGUAAAUUAUUCUACAGAGGCAAAAAGGGAAAAUAAACUUGCCCUUCCCCCACUGACUCAGUCAGGGGAAAGAGGGGUGGGGGGUCUCCCAGGGGGAGUCUCCAUUCCUGCUGUAUUAUACGAACUGUACCAUAGACCCCCAGAAGUGUGGACUCAGUGCUGUUUAACAGGGAGUCAUGUGAUCAGAGGGGGAGGUGAGGGCUGGGCAGCAGCUGCCCCUCUCCCUGUCCCCAGGGACCCAGGGGAGGGGAGCCCAGGACCACCCCCCUACCCCGGGAGCUGCUCAAGUGUUGUCCAGUUUAACGAUCAAUCAGUCGGUCUGCUGAUUGAUACUCAACCCUUCGAUCUUGUCUCCAAUUAAACCAAGGCUUUCACUGA
Molecule: messenger RNA, 5295 nt
Organism: Bubalus bubalis (water buffalo)
Lineage: Eukaryota; Metazoa; Chordata; Mammalia; Artiodactyla; Bovidae
Gene: PDE4A
Product: phosphodiesterase 4A
Exons: 10
Coding region: 1476-3383 (635 amino acids)
Biological process (GO): signal transduction
Cellular component (GO): perinuclear region of cytoplasm; cytosol; nucleus
Molecular function (GO): 3',5'-cyclic-AMP phosphodiesterase activity
Source: RefSeq, a predicted model, not a curated record